AUGAUCGAAGGAAUGGAGUUGAGAGUAGAGAGUGUUGCCCGAGAACUAGAUGAAUUUGAACGCCGAGAUGGAGCGCUCAUUAAUACUCUUGAGAAACAGGUGGAGAAAGCACGGCGAGACAAGUUGCGCUUAGAAAAAGCCCAAGCUCAUAAGAAGAGAAUCGAACGCAGGUUGAUAGCCGCUUACGAACGCAUGGAGAAACCUGAUGAGAAAAGCAAACCCGCGAAACCAAUAAGGUUUCGAUCGGUUCCCACGGAUGCUACACAAAAACGAAGACAAACUGCUGAGGAGAUCAGAAAGCAAGCUCUUAAGGAAUACACUGAGUUGUUGGGAAUCGAUGCUGCUGAAUAUGAAAUCCAGGAGGAACGACAGUGA
This is a messenger RNA of Perkinsus marinus ATCC 50983, 375 nucleotides long. RefSeq lists its product as hypothetical. The coding region runs from base 1 to 375 and encodes 124 amino acids. Lineage: Eukaryota; Perkinsozoa; Perkinsida; Perkinsidae. The record is from RefSeq and is a predicted model, not a curated record. The transcript is spliced from 4 exons.